This is a messenger RNA of Dentiscutata erythropus, 334 nucleotides long. Lineage: Eukaryota; Fungi; Glomeromycota; Glomeromycetes; Diversisporales; Gigasporaceae. The record is from the annotation of a GenBank genome assembly.
AAGCAAGAAUAUAUUCUUUAUUAGCUGAAAGCAAUGAAGAAACUGCAGAAUUUGAGUUUGAGUUUGUAUUUAAAAAAUUUGAAGAUCUAGAACUAUAUAAACCAGGUGGUAGAAAAAAGUUAGCUGUUCGUAUAAUAGGCAGGCUUGCUGCAAAAUAUUGUUUAAUUUGGUCUCUAAUGGUUGUUUCAGAUUCAGUUCAACAUAUUCGCUAUUCGUUAUUUGCAGUAUCCAUUAAAUCUUGCCGAUUCAUACUUGGAUUACAGGCUUUAACCAUUGUAAAAAACGCAAAAGCGUUACAAAAUUCUUGGUAUAAAUUUUUAGAAGUAAUAUACAA